AUGUUGCGGCAAUGGCUGUGGAUAGGUUUCGAGAAAGCUGCGAGCCCUCUGCCUUGGAAUUCUCCUGAAGCUGUGAAAAGCAAGGUCCGAGAUCUGGACUGUGACAGUGUGUGCCCUGCAAGUCCUCCAGAUGGCUCAUCUUCGAAUGCUCUUAGGGGUUUAGUCUCGGUUAGUUUUGGCGAGUUUUAUCAGGAUAGGUGCACACCGGGGUGGACAGAGCAAGCCCACUUCUUGCGAGAGCAUUGCUUGGGAAAUGCCUUAGAUGCUGUGCAGGUUCAAGUGCAUACAAGUCAUUACUUUCCUGUUUGGGAAACCAUGCCACAUCUUCUGAAGCGUGCGCGAGUUUCUCACAGGGAGGCUAGCCGCUCCCGGAGCGUGAAGGUUGUUCCAAGGUUUAGUUCGGGUGUUAUUUCCAUAGAGCAGUGGUCCUUGUUGGAUGAUACCGAUCGCGAGGCAGUGUCUCGUGCCACGGUCAACUUAUGCUUGCAGCAAGGGUCCGCAGGCGGCCAGUUGAAUACCGUAGGAAGCGUGAUAGGCGAAGCCGAGCCGAACCUUGCAGAUGCAGAUGUUUCCGAUUUCCCGGUACUUUUUGUGCCGCCGUGGUUAGGGCAAUGCAUCUUCACGAAGCAGUGGCGUCAUUUAGUAAUGUUGGGCAGGUGGGCGCCUCAGUGCCCCAAACUGAAGGAGUUCCUUCCUCGUGAGAAUGUCAGAGCAUCCGUGCCGGCACAGCCAGCUUGCCUGACGGCAGAGGCUGCAGAGAGAUGUGUUGAGUUGUUGCGGGAUACGUUUGCCAAGCUUUCCAUUUCUUUGCCGGAUGAGGACCAUGUGGCGGGACUGCGUCUAGACACUUUGCGUUGCAUCGAGGAUUUGUCAGCCCACAGGGAUUCUUUGGUGCCUGAUUCUGCGCAUGUUCGUCUAUUCAACAAAGUGGCUGAGGAUUCUAGUUUCCUAAGACAGAUCUUGGCCAGCUUGGAUUUGAAGAACCGCGGCAGGUUGAAGCAACAUGCUCGAAAGUUCAUAGAAUGCAUUCCCGAGGGUUUGAGGCCCGGUGCGACGGCGUGGAUUCAAAGUGCUUUUGCCAGUUCAAGCAAGCUGUGUCGUGGGAGAUUGCAACUAGAUAUUGCGAUGUUGCUUUUCCAGCGGGCUAGAGUUCGGGCCAAAGGGUCGGUUCUGCGUUACAUGUGGGGUGAUGCUACAACCAAGCGGCCCUGGGAGAUUUAUAAUGUCCGCUACCGCAUGUGCAGCAGUGCAGAAGUGGUUUCCUUGGCCAGAGCAUUCAAGUGGCUUUGUGCGCACCCGGCAGCUUCAGAGGAGUCGGCAGCUUUGUCGGAGGACGUGCAAGCUCAGCGUUGUGUCUAUUCCCAGCUGCUGUUUGAUAGCUUUGAGUUGCAUACCCAAGUGCCGCAGUUGCUGGGGCAGGGCAGAACGAAGCUGAUAGACAAAGUGAGUGCACAUGUGCAGUCUGGUUUGUUGGAGGCUGGGGAUUUGGAAGGACUGCAGGCCUAUCUGAGUUCAUGCGUGGCUUGGUGCAGCGACGUGGGAGUGGAAGCAGGUAUUCCGGAUUGUGAGGUGCAGUGCGUCGAAAGUGUGUUGCCGCCGUGUGUCAGGCCUUCUCGUUUGCAAUUUUGCAGCACUGGGGAUGAACAUUUUGCAGACGAGGGCUUGCUGACAGCUGAGCCCGAGAGAGCACAUGAAGGUAGCCUGAUGCCCAAUGCCAUUCACGUGCCUGGGACAUGCCAUGCAAUCCACAAUGCUUGCUUGAAUCUAGAUACGGCCCUCAUGGAUUUUGACUGGUUCAUCGCGAGUGUGAAGAAGCUUCAUCCUCUGUUCUCUGUGAAAAGACGCAGGGAUCGGUUCUUGCAGGUGGCGCUUCGUGGAACCCCGCAGUAUGAUCAAGGAAAGCAGAUUCUGGAAGGGUUUUCAGGCACCCUGCACACAGAAAGGUGGGGAGAGCUUGCAGGGUACUUGCGCGCGGGCUAUCCCUUGUUGUUGUUCUGUCGACAAUACUGGGAUGGGGUCGCUUAUGCUCGCGACUUGGAGGAUGGAGGGGAAACGGAAGAGUUUUCUUGUAGUGCCAUCACAGAAGUUCUCAAAGAUGAUUACUUUCUAGUGUACUGGCAGCUCCAGAUUGCACUCAGGGACAUGAUUCAGCAUUUGCUUCGCUGGGUCGAGGGUUGUGCCUGUCAUUCCAACCUGCUGCAGGGAAAGUCUGCCUUUCGGCAGGAGCAGGCUUUGCGGGAGGAGAUCCAAUGCCCUGGUGAGGUUACCUGCCAGUGCCCAUUGAUGGGUUGCCAGGCUGCCGGGUUGGUAGCUGGUCACAUUGAGACGUUUGCAGAGACUUUUGCUCAGACUGGGUUUAAUGAUUUCAUGUCGAAGAACCCUACAGGUUUGUCCUCGGAGCAGUGGGGUCGGUUGGCUUCAGAGUGGCNNGGCUUUGCCCUGGGUCAUCCUUGGUGGAACUCACUCGGAUGCACAGUUAUCCAAAGGUUGUUUGCGCAAAGCACUCCGGCUUUGGGACGAGCUGCCCGAAGCUGCAAGACUGUUGCAGCACAGCAAAGCACAGGAGCUCUUCGGCCCGCUGCGAGAUGA
This is a messenger RNA of Symbiodinium sp. CCMP2456, 2589 nucleotides long. Lineage: Eukaryota; Dinophyceae; Suessiales; Symbiodiniaceae. The record is from the annotation of a GenBank genome assembly.